UUUAGCUAGGUCCUGGUGGGGGAAGCACCCAAUCCGCGCCCCCGACAUUGUUGCCGAACCGGAGGGGAGCAGAGAAGUUGUCCGUUGAUUGCGGAGAGUCUGGCCGGUGGGAGCGGAGGAGUGGAGCUGCUGCGCUAAUUCCAGAGAGAGAGAGAGAGAGAGAGAGGUUGUUGCUGCUGUAGGGAUGGUGGGAUUAUCUAUUGCAGAGAAGCAUUUUGUACAGGGUGGGAUUGCACAAGACCUACGAACUGAUGGUCGUAAAAGACUGCAUUAUCGACCGAUCUCAGUUGAAACUGGAGUCAUUCCUCAGGCAAAUGGUUCCGCACGAGUUAGAAUGGGUGCAACGGAUGUUAUUGUCAGUGUGAAGGCUGAACUCGGCAAGCCAAGUAUGCUUCAACCCGACAAAGGAAAAGUAGCUAUAUUUGUUGACUGCAGUCCCACAGCUGCCCCGAUGUUUGAGGGGAGAGGAGGUGAAGAGUUGGCAGCAGAACUCUCAGUUUCACUUCAGAGAUGUUUAUUGGGUGGUAAGAGUGGAACAGGAGCGGGAAUCGAUCUCUCCUCUCUGAAGGUUGUGGAAGGGAAGUUGUGUUGGGACGUAUAUAUUGACGGCCUUGUUGUCAGUUCAGAUGGAAAUCUCCUUGAUGCAUUAGGUACUGCUAUCAAGGCUGCUUUGAGCAAUACAGGCAUCCCGAAAGUUGAAGUUGCCCAAGCCAAUGCUUCCAUGGAUGAGCAACCAGAGGUCGAUAUCAGUGACGAGGAGUUUUUGCAGUUCGACACUUCUGGAGUUCCUGUCAUCAUAACUUUAACAAAGGUUGGUAGGCACUACAUUGUGGACGCAACAUCAGAAGAGGAAUCCCAAAUGAAUUCAGCUGUUUCAGUUUCCAUCAACAGGCAUGGGCACGUCUGUGGGCUGACCAAACGCGGGGGUGCAGGCUUAGACCUGAGCGUUGUUCUUGACAUGGUAUCUGUGGCAAAACAUGUACGUCAACAGCUGAUAACAGUGCUUGAUUCAGAGAUUUCCACUGCUGAAGCAUCUGAAGCUGACUCAUAACAUGAUUAGACUUCGAUAUAGCAAUGGAAGCCUUUGUAAUUUUCUGACCAACGAGGCAUGAUCAUGAUCAUCAUAGCCUUAUACCUCAACUAUUCAGGAACCAAACUGGAAAUCUUUGGGCAAAAAGAUGUUAAUUGAUACCUUAUCAAACAAGGUAGAAAUGAUUUUUGCCAUUUCCGUUCUCUUUUGUGAACAGUUGUGAUUUUCCCAUUAAAUCCAUUGAACGGCUGACUGUUUGGAAGACCUGAAAUAGUAGUGUGUGCCAGCUGGUUACUUCAGGCUUAAUUAAUACUUGUUAUCUA
This is a messenger RNA of Magnolia sinica, 1353 nucleotides long. RefSeq lists its product as uncharacterized. The record is from RefSeq and is a predicted model, not a curated record. The transcript is spliced from 8 exons. Gene Ontology annotation, cellular component: nuclear exosome (RNase complex); cytoplasmic exosome (RNase complex). Gene Ontology annotation, biological process: exonucleolytic trimming to generate mature 3'-end of 5.8S rRNA from tricistronic rRNA transcript (SSU-rRNA, 5.8S rRNA, LSU-rRNA); nuclear mRNA surveillance; nuclear polyadenylation-dependent mRNA catabolic process. Bases 185 to 1051 code for a protein of 288 amino acids. Lineage: Eukaryota; Viridiplantae; Streptophyta; Magnoliopsida; Magnoliales; Magnoliaceae.